Messenger RNA from Coffea eugenioides, 2844 nucleotides. RefSeq names its product mitogen-activated protein kinase kinase kinase NPK1. Lineage: Eukaryota; Viridiplantae; Streptophyta; Magnoliopsida; Gentianales; Rubiaceae. The record is from RefSeq and is a predicted model, not a curated record. The transcript has 18 exons. Gene Ontology annotation, molecular function: protein kinase activity; ATP binding. Bases 116 to 2224 code for a protein of 702 amino acids. Gene Ontology annotation, biological process: protein phosphorylation.
CCUCACUCUCACUUUCAUUCUCACUCUCCACUUACAGCAAAUGCAAAUCAGAGAACCCUAAAAGAAUUAUCUGCAGAAAUUCCCAAAAUUUUCCACAUUUACAUUCUUUCCCCAAAUGCAAGACUUCAUCGGCUCAGUCCGCCGAUCUCUCGUCUUCAAACCGUUAACCGGAGGAGACUCCCCAGAUAAUAACGGCACAAUUGCUAAUGGGUUCAACGGUUUUGUGGAAAAGAUCGGAUCUAGUAUUCGGAAAUCUAGAAUUGGGAUUUUUUCCAAGCCCCAGGUUCCUUCCCUCCCGCCUAUUGCUAAAUCCGAGCCGGUGAAAGUGAGGAAAGAUGAGAGUAAGCCGCAGAUUCGGUGGCGGAAAGGGGAAUUGAUUGGGUGUGGUGCUUUUGGUAGGGUUUAUAUGGGAAUGAAUAUUGAUUCGGGAGAGUUACUUGCUGUAAAAGAGGUUUCCAUUGCUGCAAACAGUGCUUCAAAAGAGAGAACUCAAGUUCACAUUAGAGAACUUGAAGAAGAAGUGAAUGUGCUCAAAAAUCUUUCUCACCCAAAUAUUGUGAGAUACUUGGGAACUGCUAGAGAGCAAGAAUCUUUGAAUAUAUUGCUGGAGUUUGUUCCAGGUGGUUCAAUCUCGUCCCUUUUGGGAAAAUUUGGAUCUUUUCCAGAAUCUGUUAUUAGAAUGUACACAAAACAACUAUUGUUAGGGUUGGAGUACCUCCACAAGAAUAAUAUCAUGCACAGGGACAUCAAGGGUGCAAACAUUCUUGUCGACAAUAAGGGAUGCAUCAAACUUGCAGACUUUGGGGCAUCCAAGAAAGUUGUUGAAUUGGCUACAAUGACUGGUGCUAAGUCAAUGAAGGGCACCCCCUAUUGGAUGGCUCCUGAAGUCAUUCUGCAGACAGGGCAUACCUUCUCUGCUGAUAUAUGGAGUGUUGGAUGUACUGUUAUUGAGAUGGCAACUGGAAAACCUCCUUGGAGCCAGCAGUAUCAAGAGGUUGCCGCUCUCUUCCAUAUAGGAACAACUAAAUCUCAUCCACCCAUCCCUGAGCAGCUUUCAGCUGAAGCAAAAGACUUUUUGCUUAAAUGUUUACACAAGGAGCCGAAUCUAAGGCCAAGUGCAUCAGAUUUGCUAAAGCAUCCAUUUGUAACUGGAGAGUAUGAAGGAACUCAUCCCGUUUUCCGCCAUUCAAUUAUGCUGGACAACUCUGGGAAUUGGAUUGCUGCAACAAGGAUGGACAUUACCAAGUCAACAAAAUUUGAUCCCUGGGUGAGUUCUAACGGUUUGAAAGAUGCUUGCACAAUGAGUAGUGUAAGGUGCUCAACCAUGUAUCCUGAGAAAUUUUCUGGACAAGGAUCCGUUUGGAAGUCAGGCAACUUUGAUGAUGACAUGUGUCAAUUAGAUGAUAAAGAUGACCUUCUGAUGGUUGGCUCAUCAAUGAAGUCAUACAAUUCAGAGUUUCAUUCCAAAGAUUUUAACAAGAGUUUUAAUCCAAUUUGUGAACCUGAGGACGAUUGGCCAUGCAAGUUUGAUGAAAGUCCAGAGUUGGAGAGGCACAGGACAAGCUUGCUCGCAAGUCAAGCUAUUCAAUAUCCUGGGAAUAACGUUGAACUUUCCAGCAAGAAGGAUGGUGGCUUCACAUUUCCAGUUGGGCAACUGGUAGCAGAUGAUGAGGAUGAAGUAACUGAAUCAAAAAUUCGGGCAUUCCUGGACGAAAAGGCUUUAGAACUGAAGAAGCUGCAAAGUCCUUUGUAUGAAGAGUUCUAUAAUUCCUUGAAUGCUGCCAGCCCAGUGAGUCCUGUUGCUACUGAGAACAAGGAAAAGGUGUCAGAUAAUUUGAACCUGCCUCCUAAGAGCAGGUCACCUAAUAGGUUGCCUAGCAGACGGCUUUCUGCUGUUGUUGACAAUACCAAUAGUUGUAGCCCUGGAAGUUGUUCCAAGCGCUCAUCAAAUAUUGGUGGCUUAAAUCAUCAAGUUUCUCAUGAUGCUCAGUCUUCUCAGCUUAGGGAAUUUAAAGGUCUCCUUUUUGAUUCUCAGAGGGAGCCACCCAGUCCAAGUGCAAGUUUCUCAGAGAGACAGAGAAAAUGGAAAGAGGAGCUUGAUGAGGAGCUUAAAAGAAAACGAGAAAUAAUGCGUCAGGCAGGUGUAGUGAAGACGUCGUCUCCCAAGGAUCGUAUUGUGCACCGCUUCAAGGAUCAGUUAAGAUAUGCAUCUCCCGGAACAUAAAUAGAUGUGUACUCACUCACUGGUGCCUAGAUUCAAAGGCGAUCUGUGUAGAUUUAAUGAACCGAAAGGAGAACAGUUUUUGGGCUUCUACAAAGACGAGAGAGGAUCUAUUGCUGAGAACCGAUGAAGCGCUUGCAGAAAAAUGUCAUCUGCUGUGCAUUUGCUCCUCUUAAGAUGAAAACUCUUUCUGAUUAAUUAAGUGGCAGGGUGGUGGGCAUUUUCCCAUGUAAGCAAGCGCGCAAUUGCCGAUUUCUGCGUGCAAUUCAUGUGAUCCGCCUAUUGUAUGGUACGAGUAAUCUGUAUCUGCUUAUUCUAUAUAUUAAAAGUCCCUCAAAAGGAUUGUGUGUAUGUCCUUGCGGAAUAUGAUAAUAUACGACAGAGAGUAGUAGUAUAUGAUGAGCUUAUUAACAUGUAAAUGUAUUGUUCAUCAUUCAGAAUCCAGGAGUGUAUCUUUCUUACCCUGCUUCUUCCAGAGGGUAGUAUAUGAUGAGCUUAUUAGGUGUUUUAUAUAAAAGUUGUGAUUGGUUGAAGAGUCUAUUUAUAAAGAGAAUAUUGCUCCUCCAUUUUCCAUUUUGGUGGUACAUUAUGAAUUAUCCUUUGCCAUUUUUAUUGAAUUCGAA